Molecule: messenger RNA, 2305 nt
Organism: Impatiens glandulifera
Lineage: Eukaryota; Viridiplantae; Streptophyta; Magnoliopsida; Ericales; Balsaminaceae
Product: cAMP-regulated phosphoprotein 21-like
Exons: 4
Coding region: 140-1534 (464 amino acids)
Molecular function (GO): nucleic acid binding
Source: RefSeq, a predicted model, not a curated record
AUCAUCAUUGACGGCUCGACUGUUCAAAACCCUCAAUUCUCUCUCUUUCAUGUUUUAAUCUCUCAAAUCCAAUCCAUGGAAUCCAAUGAAUCUAUGAGUCUUUAUCUCUCCAAGAGAUAAAUCAAACCACACCGUUUUGAUGCUUUUAAACGUCGAAACAAACCCUAGAACUCGAUUCACCAUGGACGGUUCGGCGGAGGAUCUAGGACCCCCGCCUGAUUCAUGGGAAGUGGCAGACCUUGAUGCUAGUAUGACCAGAUUGAUGCGCUCUUCUUCCUCUCCUAUUCCGUCGUCAUCGUCUUCUCUUCAACUCUCUCAUGUUUCCGCUUCUUCUUCUUCUUCUACUGUACGAACUGAGAAAUCUAAAGGUGUAUCAGAAGAUGUUAUCAAUUCAGUUGAUCAGUUUCUUCGUGAAGCUCUGGAAAAUCCUCGUGAGAGGCUUUCAGUCCUGAGGAUGGAGCAAGAUGUUGAGAAGUUCAUUCUGGAUCGUACACAACAACAAAUGGAAUUCCAGCAACUACCAACCUCUUAUUUGCGUUUAGCAGCACAUAGGGUUGCACAACACUAUUCCUUGCAGUCAAUGGUUUUACUGGACAAUAAUCUACCUGAUAGUUCUGGUUCCAGGAUUAUUGUCCGCAAGACUUCAGAAUCUCGACUUCCUUUGAUCCGUCUGGCAGACAUUCCUGUAAAUUUACCAACAGAAGAAUCCGAUGUCUUGAAAGUUGCCAUAAAACAGAGGCCACAAAGGCGGUCACAAGUUGGUAACAGCGCAAACAUGCAUUCCAUGAAAAACAACUCAAAAACUGUGGAGGAAAGAAAAGAGGAAUACAACAGGGCUCGUGCACGGAUUUUUAAUUCCAGCAGCUCUAAUGGAGGGACUAGUGUGAGACCAGAAACUGAACAGAAGCCUCAUGAUAAUCUCCAGCACGGUUCAUCUGGAUUACCAAAAGUAGAUGUUCCAGUGAGAGUGGAGAGUAGCGGCUGGGAUUUUGUUGAUUCUUCAGCCAGUAGAAGCAGGUCAGACAAUGAUUUGUCUAAAGCGAACAGUAGGGUUGCUAUUUUUCGUGACCGUGACAAUGAACGCAGAGAUCCUGAUUAUGAUCGCCAUUAUGAGAGAUAUACACAAAGAUUUGAUCCGGGAUUCGGCUUUAGUGGUAUACCAUACACCAUACAACCGUUAUUUACCCCUGCAUUGAACUACAAUACUGAGUUCCCACAGUUGGGAUCGGUUAGGCCUGCAGUAUCAAGUGAACAACAACCUCGACCACUCCCACAGCACCUGCCUGUGCCAUGGUCUGCUCCACCAACCCCUACUGGAAUGGUUUAUGGUCAUCCAGAUGCUUUGGUGCCUCCAUUUAGUCCCAAUCAUAUCGGUUUGCGGUCCACCUCUCCUUUAUAUUUGCAUCCGACACAAUAUCCUUGCCAUCAGCGUCUUGUAAUGCCGUUUGUCAUUCCUCAGGACCAAGUUCAACAAUUUUCACAGUCUCAUCAGCAACAACCUGAUGCAAGUUUUGGAUUGGCCCGGCCCCGUUAAGGGGCUCGGGCCAUGCCUGCACCCGCCAAAAUAUAUAUAUUUUGUUAUCUUGAAACACGAGAGGACUUAGCUGCAGGAAAAGCUCACUGCAGCAGCUAUAGAUAAUAAGUCAAUCGUGUUUGGCGGGUGGGUGUGCAGGCAAGAGACCCAUAUAUGGGUCGGGUCGAGUGGGAUGGAACAGGAUCCAUAUUACUGUCUCCAUAGUGAUCCAUUUUUUUCUCGAUUGGAACUUGGAAAGUUCUCCACGACUGUGCUCUCCAAGAGUUGACUGUGCUCUCCAAGAGUUUGAAAUUGAAGAAAGAUAUAAACUGAGCUGAAAAAAGCAAUCUUUUGUUGGAUUAAGGUAAGUAUGCAUGCCCUUGUUUAACUCAUUACAUCCACAUUAUGAUCACUUCUAUCUCGUUAGUUCUUUCUGUAAGGCUUGGAUGAUAGGUCCAUAUCACUCCACCAACAUUUUCCCUUUUACGCAGCUUGAAUGGAAGAAUUCUUAUCAAUAUUGCUUUGGAUUCACGUAAGAAUAAGUCGAUGGAAACAAUUUAGCGAAAUUUCUUGGAGAAACUGCUUCACUAAUGGAUCUCAAGCUCGGCUUUGCUUUCCGUUUUGUUUACUUUUGGGUCUAUGACAUUUGCAAAAUGUUACUCUACUGUUUUCUUACCAAAUUAAAUUUGGGAAUGAAUUGUUAGUUUUUUCAUUUUUUCUGUGUUGAAUGAUGAAUUAAAUGGUUAUUGUGCAAUUUAUUUUUAAUGUAAUAUUGGGUUUAUUUCUGUAUCA